Messenger RNA from Microthlaspi erraticum, 579 nucleotides. The record is from the annotation of a GenBank genome assembly. Lineage: Eukaryota; Viridiplantae; Streptophyta; Magnoliopsida; Brassicales; Brassicaceae.
AUGACCAAGACUGUUGAUGAAGCUAAGGUUCUUAUUGAGAAUCUUGCAGCUAGUGAUUGUAACAAUUGUCCUGAUUAUGACCGCUCAAGCCGCACCACUACUAGCUCCCCUGAUUCUUUUCAAAUGACUGAACUCAAGAACAUGAUGGCUCAAGUUCUUAAGGGACAGCUCAAGCAUAUCAAUGCAAUAGAAGGGAUGAGUGAUGCUAAUGAAGACCCAUCAAGAGAAUGCAUGGGAGAUUUCUCUAAUGAAGCCAAUGAAGAAGAUGUGAACUACAUUGGAAACUAUGGGAACAAGGGAUACAAUCCAAGCUAUCGCCCAAACCCCAACAUGUCUUAUAGAAACCCCAAUGUGGAGAAUCCUCAAGACCAAGUGUAUCCUCCAAGGUAUCCACAACAACAAAGACCUCCUUACCAAUCUCAAGGAAGUCAAUUCAGCCAAGGCAAGGAUAUGAGCAGAGAACAUCAUAUCCGCCCAAGGAGCCAUAUGCUUCUUCACCAAAUCAAGCUCCUCCAAACCAACAAGGUGGGAGAUUUGAAGGAAUCCUCCAACAGAUCAUGGAUGGCCAGAAAGAAAUAG